Messenger RNA from Sodiomyces alkalinus F11, 792 nucleotides. RefSeq lists its product as hypothetical. Bases 1 to 792 code for a protein of 263 amino acids. The record is from RefSeq and is a predicted model, not a curated record. The transcript is spliced from 2 exons. Lineage: Eukaryota; Fungi; Ascomycota; Sordariomycetes; Glomerellales; Plectosphaerellaceae.
AUGUCCAAAGGCUCCAGCAUUAUUCGAAACCUUUCCAAUAAAAUCAGCUCUCGGACACUGCAAGUCACGGUCGUCCCGACACCCAUCAAAUUCUCCGAACGACGAGCUGUCUUGCAUGCGUUGCAGAAAUACACUCCCAUAGAGGUUUUCCGGAAGCUUGAUAAGCAUGAGGCGUCCUUCAUUUCCGUCACACGCCAUCGCUCCGGCGCCGAAUACCUCGUAAAGAAAAGCCCAUUCCAGUACCAGCUUGCUCCGGAGGAGAACACCUCUUCGGUCAGGACAUUCCUGACGACGACGCCCUCGAGCGAUCCGAUUUUGGAACAGGAGGCUACCGGUGCGGAGGACGAAAGCGAGGCGCAGCACCUGGGACCCGCCGGCAAGAAAAAGCAGUUUACGGUGCACAUCUUCCCAGCAGCUGAAUAUGUCCACUCGGCUGCCAUCCGCGCAUCACCUCUCCACGGGCCCUGGCCCGACGGGCGGCGCGACACGGCCAUGUUUUGCUCUUUGAAGCGAUCGCUCCCUUCCGACAUUGCUUCGGACGGGCUGUCGGACUGGGAGUCCGGCGGGCAGAGCGUGGACAUGGCGCGGAGCAAGAUGGUGGAGGACCUCUUGUUUGGGUCGAAGUCGCUGGACGUGGAAAAGAGGGCAAUUGCUGAGCGGCUGCUUCGUCAGAAACGGAAGAAGAGCAUGCCCGCUGUGAUGGACGGCUUACUUCACCUUCAGGAAUCGGCGGCCCAGGACCAACAGCAGUCGCUUCUUGGAAGUCCCAAGACGGACACGUUGGGGACUUGA